Drosophila willistoni is the source of this 2193-nucleotide messenger RNA. It is a transcript of the gene Sox100B, whose product is annotated as probable serine/threonine-protein kinase DDB_G0272282. Gene Ontology annotation, cellular component: nucleus. The record is from RefSeq and is a predicted model, not a curated record. The transcript has 3 exons. Gene Ontology annotation, biological process: regulation of transcription by RNA polymerase II. Lineage: Eukaryota; Metazoa; Arthropoda; Insecta; Diptera; Drosophilidae. Gene Ontology annotation, molecular function: DNA-binding transcription factor activity, RNA polymerase II-specific; RNA polymerase II cis-regulatory region sequence-specific DNA binding. The coding region runs from base 146 to 1864 and encodes 572 amino acids.
CUUAGGAAAACCUAGAGAGAGAAAUUUGUGUCCGCAGUUGGUGAUUUGAAUGCUCCGAAAAUUGAUGGUUUCAGUUACCGACGGUGGUUGAUUAGCAGAAAAAGAAUAAUAAUUAAAUAAAUCAAAACACAAGAUUACUCUGAAAAUGAGUGAAAAUUCCAAGAAUGGAGCGGAUCGCGUUAAGCCAGUGGAGACUUUGGUCCUGGCCAAUUAUGCCCUAAAGGCGGAACAAAAACGAGCUGCCGGUCAGGGUGGACGUAAAGAGGAUGAACGUAUAACUAGUGCCGUGAUGAAAGUUCUCGAGGGUUAUGAUUGGAAUCUGGUUCAGGCAUCUGCCAAAGCCCCCACGGAUCGCAAAAAGGAGCACAUCAAACGUCCUAUGAAUGCUUUUAUGGUCUGGGCCCAGGCAGCUCGCCGUGUCAUGUCCAAGCAAUAUCCACAUCUUCAAAAUUCUGAAUUAAGCAAAUCACUGGGAAAACUAUGGAAAAAUCUGAAAGAUAGCGAUAAGAAACCGUUUAUGGAAUUUGCUGAAAAGUUGCGUAUGACGCAUAAACAGGAGCAUCCCGACUAUAAAUACCAGCCCCGAAGAAAGAAGGCAAGAGUGCAACAGGGAGCAGGAGGUGCAGGAGGAGGAGGAGGAGGAGGACUCAUAGACGAUGGCAUAUCAUCAUCGAGCUCCUGUGGUGCUGUAGCCGCAGUCAGGACACAACGUACGGCCAAUUCAAGUUCAUCCAAUGGCCAAAGACGGACAAAAGCGAAUAAUGGCGCACUGAAUAGUUCAGGCCUAAACCUUUGUUCGCCCACGGGUGGCUCGAGCAGCAGCUCGGAUGUAUUUAGCAACGAGGCAUUCAUGAAGUCCCUGAACAAUGCCUGUGCUGCUAGUCUAAUGGAACAGGGCCUAGCCUUGAAUUGUGAAACGGAGCGAGCACUACUCGACUCUCCUUGCUCAACCACCAGUUCCUUAUCGUCAUCCCUGACUCCGCCCGAUACGCCCUGCAGUGGUACGGGAGCAUUAAAACAACUUAACAGUAGUUCAAGUCUGCUUCUUCGUCAAUUGAGUGAACCCAGCAAUGGGGGAGUGAGUGUCCAGUGCAACAAUGAUUACGGAGUUCUUCUGGACGCUGGCAGAGAGUAUAUUGCUUUGGGUGAAGGAAAUUACAAUAAUCAAGCAGCUCAAGAAAUGGAUUUUCUCGAGAAUAUCAAUAGUUAUAGCUAUGCUGGGGCCACAAGGGCUACACUCCAUCCGGGCUACACUUUCCCCCCAACCACUUCAGUGAACUUUCCAACUGACUCUGAGGAGCAGCAGUCUGGCGCGGUUCCACAUCCAGCAUCUAGCGUCAAUGGUGCUUUAAAUUACAAAACGGCCAACGACAUUGAUCCCAAGGAAAUUGACCAGUAUCUCAUGGAUCAAAUGCUACCCAUGCCAUCCAUGACCCAUAACCAACAGAACCACCACCACCAUCACCACCAACAGCAUCAUCAUCAUCAUCAUCAUCAUCAGCAUUCGCCGCCUCCUUUGAAUUCAUCUGCUUCGCUCUCAUCCGCCUGCUCGAGUGCCAGCUCUACAGUUACUGUGCCAGUGGAUUGCACUGCCUACUACGAGCAAAUGGGCUACACAGGCCAAAGUCAAGGAAAUGGAGGCAACUUUGUUAGUCCUCACUAUGCUGCACCAGCAAUUAAUUUGCCUUUGCCUGUUUCUGCAGUUUCGCCGGGCCAUCAGCAACAGCAACAGGAAUUGCAAUUGCAUUCACUUGGCCAACCAGAGCAGGAACAGCAACAGCAACAGCAGCAGCCACAGCAACAGCAACAACCAAAUUCAAGUCAGCACCAUCUAUGGGGCACUUACACUUAUGUCAAUCCCUAAGCUACUUAAUUUGCGCAUUUGUUGACAUAGCUUUUAUUACUUUGUCCCCUCCUCUCUCCUUACUGCUUGUCUCUGUGUCCCAUCUCCACUCUACUCUACUCCCUUUCUCACACUUUGUCUUCCUGUUUAGAUCCAAGUCCAUGGAUGGCAUUCCGUUUAUUGGUUUAUUGUUUGUGCAAUAGUCCAGGAUGUUUGUAUAGAUACGCACAGUCCAUACACUUCAUCUCACUUGAAUAGAACUCAAUGAAAUUCAAAAUUUUGUAUUUUCAAUAUUUAUAAAGGUACAACUGCAAAUAUUUUAUUUAUCAUAAUUGUUUCUAAUAUUUACC